AUGCGCACUGCCAAGCUCGCGGCGCAUUCCUUCGUGAAGCUCCGAAGGAUCGUGAAGGAGGCGGAUGAGAAAGAAGGCACCACGAGCACCGACGGGGAGGAGUUGCCGGAGUCCUUGAGCAGCGCGCUGCCCACCUUCAUGGAGACGUUCUGGAGUUUGUCGUCCCACGACAUCACCGGAACACUUGACAAGGUCAUUGCGCGCGUCUUGAGUGACGGGGGCGUCUCCUUGGAAGAACGCGGCCUUCGUGCUGAGCGUCUGCGCAAGCUCGGCCAAGCGCUCCAGGCGCUCAGCGAGGCCACGGAGACGGCCACUGCCACGUCGAGUGGCCCUCAGGGCACCGCGGAGUGCCGUCGCUUCGAGAAGGCCUUUGUCGCCUCGAUGGCGAACCGCGCGUAG
Symbiodinium sp. CCMP2592 is the source of this 399-nucleotide messenger RNA. The record is from the annotation of a GenBank genome assembly. Lineage: Eukaryota; Dinophyceae; Suessiales; Symbiodiniaceae.